Molecule: messenger RNA, 7000 nt
Organism: Caenorhabditis sp. 36 PRJEB53466
Lineage: Eukaryota; Metazoa; Nematoda; Chromadorea; Rhabditida; Rhabditidae
Source: the annotation of a GenBank genome assembly
AUGUCCUAUUCCCCCCUCGAAAAGCACUUCUCGAUCGUUCACAUUUUGUUCGCUCCGUCGUCGGCGUCUCUCCGCAAACAUCAAAGUUCGUUGUGUGAUCAGAACGAGAGUCUCCGCCCCCAAACAACACGAUUCCAGAUAAAAUGGGCAAGCUGCGAGUGAUCGAGAAGCGGUUCGAGUUCGGUCUCCGCGUCUUCUACAACCUCUUUCGUCUGUUUCCGCUCAUCUACUCGAGCGUGUGGCUGACGCUCGCCCUCACCGCACUCACAAUUGCCGCUUCGGUCGGAAGUCAGUCCUCCUCCUCUCUCCUAUACUCAAAGAACGGGAUUCGCUGCCAAAACUCCACAAACGGAUUUACACUGAAUUGCACACAGAUGUAAUACGUUGUUGGUGUUUUGACAGCUCUCGCCGUUGCUUUUUUCUUACUCGAAUUCGAAUUCAGAUGAGAUUGUCAACUAUAAAACCGGAUACAUUCCCGGAAAGUUUUACGUGGCUUUGUUGGAGAAGGACGAGCCCCGCUUCUGGCACCUCUUCUGGGUCGCUUCACUCUGUUACAUCGGACUGUGCUUGGUAAAGGGAAUUCAGAAGAAGACGUAGAACAAGAAGAGAUGAAGAACUACAAUUUCCAGUUGAUAGCGCUCAUGAACUUCUUCUCGUGGUGCCUGUACAUUCAGCAGCGGAAGAAUCUGGUCGCCUGCUUGCACAGCAUUUAUUACAAAAACAACUUUUAUUAUCAGAUUAACGGAGUGGACGAUCACGGAAUUGACAAUCCGUGCGUGCAUCGUCUUCUGCAACGCGUUUAAUUGAAUAUUUGCAGGGAUCAGAGAAUCACUCAGGACGCGGAUAAACUGACGAAGCUGCUCGCGACGAGCAUCAUCCCCACCGUCCUGCUCUCCCCGUUCAUCAUCUCCUAUUAUGGGGUCCGCACGUGGCAAACGUGAGAAAGUAGAGAAAAGUGGGUGUGGGAACGAAUGUAUUUCAGGUCCGGCGGAUGGGGAUUCGGAAUGAUCUUCGGAUACUUCCUCGUCGGAGUCAUCAUCAACAGAAUUCUGAUCGGACCGCUCACGCCAUGGGCGGCCAGAGUUGAGAAAGCGGAGGGAGACUUCAGGUGGACCCCCAACUCACCGCGAUUCAUUUUUUCACGAUCGAAUUCAGAUUCAAGCACGUGUCGGUGCGUGUGAACGCGGAAGAAUCGACCUUCUACAAGUCUGCUCAGUUUGAGCACCUCUUCUCCGACCUCUCCUUCGACGCGCUCUUCAGAAGACUGUUCGUGUUCAUGAGCUGGAGGUUCCCAUCCCAGUGUACUGUUCUGCUCAGAAACGUCUGCUCCCUAAUGUUCGCCGUUUUCAGUUUUCCAAUCAUUCUUCGAUUACUACGGAGGUUGCAUGUCUUACAUUCUCCAACUGUUUCCGAUUUUCGUCUUCCACAUGUAUGACAACCUAACGUCUGCUGAACUUUCCGGACAGAUUAGUAAUGUCAGUGGCCAUCCUUGAUUCUCGUAUUAUUCUUGCUAAAAUGUCUCUUCAGAACGCAUUCAUCUUCAUUUAUCUGAUAAAUUGCUUCACGAGACUAACCGAUUUGGCGAUGAACAUGGCAGAACUCGGAGGUUAUAUUAUGAGGUUCAGCAGUUAUAAAUUAUAAUCCUUCCCCUGUUAAUUCAAAACUUUUGUAGGGUGAGUGAGUUCGUAGAUACUGGUAAACUGUAUGAGAGUGGAAUUGAAAACGAUGCGUUCCGAAGCAAUUCGGUCACGCGCGACAAGUCCUCCGGAGAAGAUAAUCUGAUCGAGGCGGAGCACGUUUCGUUCGGGCCGCCGACCAACUCGAACAAUCGCAUUAUCGAGAGUGAGCUGUCCGCCCAAGAGGAUCAUCCCAAAUCCGUUUUUCCAUUGCAGAUUUGACAUUCAAUUUGCCACGUAGCAAAACGUUGUUGAUCACCGGCGAGAGUGGAAUCGGGAAGACGUCGCUGAUGAGAGUGAUUGCGGACAUGUGGCCGCAUCAGGGCAUUCUGAAAAAGCACUUUGACAAGUCGGACGCGUACUUCCUGCCGCAAAGACCGUAUUUCCCAGUUGGACGGCUUUCUCUAAAGCAACAACUCGUGUUUCCGGCGGCAGAGAACGGAGAGAAGACCGGGAUUGACGGUGAGCAUGAGUGAAGUGGAACCGAAGAUCGGCGAGUUGUUUAGAAGACAUAAUCCGUCUGCUCCACGAGCUGAAACUUGGACAUCUUCUCUCUAUUGUCGGAAGUCUCUAUGACAAUGUGGACUUUGAAUGGUCACCUAACUUCUUCCAAAGAUCUCUCCAAACGUUCUCCUUCUUUCCAGGCAAGACACGCUGUCCCCGGGAGAGCAGCAGCGUCUUUGCUUCGCGCGAAUGCUGCUCGCCCAGCCGACCGUCGCAUUCCUGGACGAAUCCACGUGUAACGUUGACGAGGGCAUCGAGAAUGCGAUGUACGAAAUGCUGAGAAAGGUCGGUUUGUUUGACGGGCGAAAAAGGCCUCCAAUUUUCAAUAAUGGCACCCUCCGGAAAUUGGUUUCUUCUUGAUUUUGAAGGCAAUCUGGCGAAAUGGGUUUUUUUAGAGGGGCCCUUGAAAAGCGGAAAAUAGAAACGGAUAAGGAUAAUAGAAAGAAUGGAUGGAGAGUGAGAGAGGGGGAUGAGCAAUCAAAAGUUCGAAAAUGUUGCCGAUUUUCAGCGCUCGAUCACCUACAUCACCGUCGGUCACCGCAAAUCUCUGCGCAGUCACCACGACUUCGAACUGCGCAUUCCGUCCUCCUCCUCGUUCCUUUCCAUGAAAUUCACCACCAAAAGUUUUAGACACUUUUUUUCACAUUUGCCCCACUCUUGUUUUCAUCUGUUAUCCCGUCGUUUUGUUGCCUCCUCCUCUUUUUUUCGAAAGCAAAUAAAGAAAGGAAAGAAGAAGAAGAAGAAGAAGAAAUGACGCCAAAGUCGUCGGUCGGCUAAAUAUGGGCUGGGGCUCUCCGCGGAGCCACCAACCAACGGCGCCCGUUUGAAAUAUGCGUGAGCUCGCGGGGCGCGCGCGCGCACAUUUCUCAUAUUUCAACGAUAUACAAGAGCAGCAGCAGCAUUUCUUUUCGCCUCGAUUCCAGUCAUGCUCAUCAUGCAUACUUUUGCUAAUCGAAUAUUCUAACGAUAUGAAUAUUGAAUGCAAAAAAGCGAGUGUCCGCCUUCUCCUCCUCUUUUUUCCUCAUUUCCAUUCGUUCCCAGAAGAGAUGUACUUACUUUCGCCCCCGGUGUUAUCUAGUUUUCCGACUAUCCAACCUCACACUUCUCAAUUUCCUGCCGCACAAUUAGUCGGCUAAAGUUGUGCGCCAAUCGAGCGGAAAUUGGACGGGAGACGGCUUCUUCUGCUGCCUUUUUUCGCUUCUCAACACUCGAGGCGUGGGCAGGUAACCGGAGCAUUGUUUAUGAAUGACUCCGCGAGUACUUGGAGCCCAAAAACUUUCGCUUCGGGUUUCCUUCCACCACCCUUUAGUCCCUCUCGCUCUCCACCACCACAAUAUGUUCCCGUGUUUGAAUGACAUGGCUUGGUCGCCAGUCACCCACUCGUUUCCUCUUCUUUUCUUCCAAUUGUACGGCUUCGGACGGCUGUAAUUUCGAGAAGAAGAGUGCAGCUGAAAUUGGAUUCGUCAUUUUCAUUUCAGUUGAGUUUAGUUUAGUUUGAGCCGUGCAAGAUUUCUGCCCAAAAACUCUCUCUCUCUCUCUCAAAUACUUUCAUUUCAUUCACUUUAUUUUCCUUUCACAUUGCCAGCUCAAUUUCAUUCAUCUUUCCGCCGCUCUAGAGUCCUCCAGAAAUUCUUUGCUCUGCGGGCGCACACGAGCGACUGCUGCUGCUUAAUACAUUUAUUAUGCAUGUCCAUUUAUUCAUGCAUUUAUUUCAGCACGCGUUUAAUGGGCUGAAAGUUGGCUGAAAGCGGUCCUCUUUCCGGCCUGAUGAGUCUCUUCGAGUUGUCGCUAAUCCGAUCCGCGCCCGCAAGAUUAAGGAGCGAUCAUGCGGACGAUUAAAUGUCUGAACUUUCUAUUUCCCUGCUCAUUCUGUCUGAUCAAGAACAUCAUGGUAGCCGCAUCCUGUUAUUCAAAAACUGGCAGUUGAACCCGAAACAUUCAUCUUGCUUUCCCCUUCGUUUUUCUCUGCUCUCUCCCCGCUUCCAGCACUCUUUUUCCCGCUUUGUUUUGUUUUGUCCCUCGUCGCCGCGCCAUUCAAAUUGCCUAUUCUGUCCGUUAUCUAUGUAUGCAUGUGUGGGAAAAGAAAGGUUUUUUUUUGGUGUGUGCGCCUUCUCUUUUUGUGAUGCGUGAAAAACAAUUUGUUAUUUUCCGGGGAUUUCGGGCCCCCAAAAACUAGUAAUAACAUUAUUUCGGUCGAACGUGUUCAUGUUCUCCCGCGCGCGCGCUCUUUGAACUCUGUGCACAUGACGCCAGUUCGUUUUCAACCCAAAAAUUGAAUUUACCCGUUGACAGACAAAAAAAAAUGAAUUUGAGCGCAGGGUUUUCCUCGCCUUUUCUCGUUUUUUCCUGGUUUCGUCCACCCGUAGCGAGUGGCUUUCUUCUCUUUUUUACUGACGGCCGCAGCAGAGCGACGACGACGUCUUGAAGAAAUUGGCGAGGAAGACGAAGAAAAGGAAGAGAAGACGUCGACGACGACGACGUGCCUCCACACUCGUUUUUGCCCAUAUAAUCCUUGUGCGGCUACUGCUUUUGCCGCUCUCCGUGAGCACCCCACUGCUCUUUUCUCUUCCCAGUUUUUCGCGCGCAAGAGGCAUAGUGAGGGAGAGACGGAGCUCUCCUUCUUUCUCCUCCGUUUCUUUUCUCCUCGACGGCCAUGGCACUGCUCUCCUCCGCCGCGCGCGAAUUUCCAUCGAUCUUUUUGCGGGGCACCGCGAGCACCCUUCGCUCCUUCGCCUCCUUCGGCUCUUGGCCCGAAAAGACGACAGCACCAAACUAGUACUUUUUAUUCGCGCGGCGCCGGUGUGCCGUGUCUGCAAAACAGCCCGUUCUGCCCUUUAAUCCGCGUUCUGCGAUCAUAAUUGGAUGAGCAGCCUCCGGGGGAAUACGUGCGCAAGGGAAGCCAUCGUAAAAACACACUCGUUCUCUGAAAACAAAACCGUCUUCCGGGAAGCUUCCGAGAAGUUGGUCCCAUGUCCGAGGCCAGUUUCUCUCUAGGCGCGCUUGCGAUCGAAAAUCAUUCCGUGUUUACUUCUGUCUUCCCCCCUCCAAAGUUUUGUGCACAGUCCAAUCAAGUGAUUUUUCGUUUCGCCGCCAUUUGUUGAAAACAUGUCGAGACAAAUACAUUUCCAUUCCACGAGUUGUCGGAAAUAUGUUCGUUCCCACCAUCCCCCUUUCUGAUAAAUCUGAGUCAGAAGCAGCAGUUAUUUCGCAACCCCUCUCAAUUCAAGCGAAACGUUUUUUCUCGUGUUCCCAUAGCAAUUUAGCGCACCGUGAUGGAUCGAGCCGUCAUCCUUCAGAAGAGACUGGCUCGGCACCCAUUUCUUUGACAAAUUUAUAGUUUCUAUAUAGGGCCGGAGAUCGUCGUCGUCGUCGUAAAACGAAGACGUUUGCUCCUAGAAACAUGUCGUGUGUUUCCGAGCAACAUUCAUAGAUUUCAUUUAGUCAGAAAAGAAGAAUGACAUCUUCCAACCGCCUCACUUCUUUUGAUGACGAACCCGCAUGAAGCAAAAACUAAUAACUGAGACGCGGAUCGAGUGUGCGUGCUUCUGAGCCGCUUAUCCUCGAGUUUCCUUUCAAAAAAUGAGCGCUCUAAUUGACCGUAUUCAUUAUAAAAUUCCGAGUUUUUGGAGCCUCUUCAAAUUGCCUUGGGCAUUAAUUUCCACCCGUUUUGUAGUCCACACGCUUUAUUCCCAGAAAUGCACUCACUUCCUGGUUCGCUUUCUCUUCUGUCUUCUGCAGUUCUGAAACUGAGCCAAACGCUCAGUCAUUGCGGAAACCGAUGAGAACACAUUUUCUGGGCCGACGCAUGGCACAGGCACUCCUAUUAUUAGUUUCGCCCACUUCUGCGAAGCAAUAAAAAGUGGCUUCGUUAUUUGUCUGGAAUGCCCGCGCGCUGAAGGGGGGGGGGGAUGUCUUCAAUGCGAGUUGCCAUCAGUCAUAUUGUGGUGGGACGGAUGCCCUCUGACGCACAAUGAAAACCAGUUUUCUGUCAGGCAGUUGUCUUCUUUUUACGAAAAAGUUAUUCUCUUCAAUCGAUGCGAACACUUUGGGCGUGCUCGUCAGUUAUGAUGCCGCGUCUGCACUUUUGUCUCGCGGUGUUCGCACCGAUUUCACAACAACGCACACUCAUCGCUUCGUCAUCUGACCUCUUUCCGUCUUUUUCCAGUUAUUUUUCCCUUUCCAUCUCGUGCCGGCUUGCACAAUCAUAAACCUAUUAUAAAUGCGGAGAAGGAUAGAUUUCACGUUAGUUUCGAGCAGUUUGAAGGCACUUUUUUUGUGCGUCUCCGGUCCACUCGCGACAACAACUGUUCAUGCAUAAAUGCGUUCAUAUAUCUACGUUUUCUUAUUCGUGUCCUUCGUAUCCGUGUCAUAUCGAAUCCCCGUUUUGAAAUAGUCGUCACUUAAGGGCCUCGCCUGCCUGGACGAAUAAGAACAAACGACGAAAUGGACGCUCAAGGAGACGCCGGUGCGCAAGGCGGAAGCCAGGGAGGACCGAGACAGUCGAACAAACGUCUCCAGCAAACUCAGGCUCAGGUCGAUGAAGUCGUCGGAAUCAUGAAAGUAAUGAAAAAGUCAGACCGCAUUCAUAAUUAACGAAAGUGUUGCAGGUGAACGUGGAGAAGGUGUUGGAGCGUGACCAGAAGCUGUCGCAGCUGGACGACCGAGCGGAUGCUCUCCAGGAAGGAGCCUCGCAGUUUGAGAAGUCGGCGGCCACUCUGAAGCGCAAGUACUGGUGGAAGAACAUCAAAAUGAUGAUCAUCAUGUGCGCAAUCGUCAUCAUUCUUAUCAUCAUCAUCGUCCUGUGGGCCGGCGGAAAAUAA